Molecule: messenger RNA, 2820 nt
Organism: Chrysoperla carnea
Lineage: Eukaryota; Metazoa; Arthropoda; Insecta; Neuroptera; Chrysopidae
Product: pyruvate dehydrogenase phosphatase regulatory subunit, mitochondrial-like
Exons: 9
Coding region: 65-2695 (876 amino acids)
Cellular component (GO): mitochondrion; mitochondrial matrix; cytoplasm
Molecular function (GO): oxidoreductase activity; protein binding
Source: RefSeq, a predicted model, not a curated record
GCAUAACCUCAAAAUUAGUGUGAAAAAAUUUAUUUUUAGCCCAAAAUUGAUCUCAAAUAAGUAAAUGUCCUUAAGAUCCUUACAAAAUGUACGAAAAACAUCUAUUUAUAACACGUACAAUAUCACACAAACGCAACGAUAUUCAGUUCGGUCUGAAAUUAUUCUACCAACUCAGGCACGAAUUGUAAUUGCCGGUGGUGGAGUUGUUGCAAAUUCUGUUGCCUAUCAUCUUGUGAAAAAUGGUUGGAGCGAUGUACUUAUUUUGGAUCAAGGUAGAAUUGGUAGUGGCACAUCUCAUUUUGGAUCUGGAACUUUGGGUUUGUUCAAACCGAUUGCGGAUAGAAAUUUGAUUUUAUACAGUAUUAAGCUUUAUAAUAAGCUACAAAAAAUGGGAUAUGAUAUCGGUAUUAAACAGUGUGGGAGCUUAAAUUUAGCACAAACUAAGGAUAGGGUGAUUGCGUUAAGACGACGCAUGGCGUAUAAUAUACCUACUGGUUUACAUUGUGAGCUUGUUUCUCGAAAGGAGUUGCAACGAUUACAUCCUCUGCUACGGGUUGAUGACAUUGAAGCAGCUGUUUGGGUACCUGAAGAUUCUGUUGCAGAUCCUAAAAAAAUAUGCAACACAUUGGCUGAACUUGCUGAAAAAGGUGGAGCAGUUUUUCAAGAACAUUGUGCUGUGGAACGAGUCCUCACUGAUAAUGGAACUGUGAAAGCUGUUCAAACAGAACAUGGCACUGUCCAUUGUGAAUAUUUCAUAAAUUGUGCUGGUAUGUGGGCACGAGAAUUAGGCCUAAAAUGUCAAAUACCCGUGCGUAUACCAGCAUAUCCAGCCGAACAUUUUUACGCUAUUACAACCGGUUUGGCAGUUAAUGAAAAUUUACCAUGCAUCCGAGACUAUGAUGGUUUCACGUAUGCGCGAGCUUUAGAUAAAGGAUUAAUGGUUGGAUGGUUUGAAAAGGAAGCUCGUCCUGCAUUCUGGGAUAAGAAAGUGCCUAGGGAUUGGAAAAAACAUGUUCAAUCGAAUUUUCAACAUUUUCUGCCAUUAUGGGAAAAUGCUGUACAUCGUUUACCAAUAUUGAAAAGUGUUUCGAGACCACAAUUAACAAAUUCACCAGAUAAUUUUACACCAGAUGGGAGAUGGAUUUUAGGUGAAACUGCUGAAGUUAAUAAUUAUUUUGUUGCUGUUGGAAUGAAUGGCAAUUCAUUACAAGGUGCUGGCGGUAUUGGGAAAGCGGUAGCCGAGUGGAUUAUUGAGGGAAAACCUACCCAAGAGUUAUUACCAUUUAGUGUACAAAGAUUUUUAGAUUUGCAUAAUAAUCGUCAGUAUUUACAACAACGAACUAAAGAAGUUGUCGGAAGACAUUACGCCAUUUUGUAUCCACAUCAGUGUGAAUAUAAAUAUGCAAGGAAACUUCGUUGUUCACCGUUGUACAUUGCACUAGAAAGUCGCGGAGCUGUAUUUGGUAUUAAGAUGGCAUAUGAACGAGCAUUAUAUUUCGAUACUUCUUAUAAAAGAGGUGAUAAAUUACCAACUAUGCCACCAGGUAGUUUUUUUAAGCCCAAGUUUUUCGAUUUUAUGAAACAAGAAUAUUUAGCAUGCAGAGAAGGUGUUGGCGUAAUUGAUAUGUCUUCAUUUUCAAAAAUAGAAAUUAAGUCGACCAGCAAAUCAGAAGUAUUAAAUUACCUGCAGCAAUUAUGUUCGAACGAUGUCGACAUACCAGUUGGAAGUAUUACUCAUACUGGUAUGCAAAACGAACGUGGUGGCUACGAAAAUGAUUGUAUGCUUGUGAGGCAAGAUGAAAAUAAUUUUUUCAUGGUAUCACCAUCCAGUCAACAAACACGAAUUUACGAAUGGAUGUCCCAGAAUUUACCAUUCAAGCAUUCGAUCAGCUUAAAUGAUGUGACCUCCAUGUAUACGGUUAUUAAUACAGUUGGACCAAAAGCAUCCGCAUUGUUAAAUGAACUGUCAAGUUCGGAAUUGAGUUUAGGACCGUAUAGGUAUCGGAAAUGUAAUAUUGGUUAUGCUUCGGAUGUUAUGGUUAUGGCAUUCACUCAUACCGGUGAACCGGGUUAUUGUUUGUAUGUACCGUCCGAGUAUGCUUUACAUGUUUACGAAAAAUUAAUUACGGUUGGAAAAGAUUACGGCGUACGUGAUGUUGGUACUUUAGCACAACGAUGGAUGAGAAUUGAAAAAUUUAUUCCAUUUUGGGCAGAAGAAUUAACUAGCUUUACUACACCUUUUGAAGCUGGUCUUGAUUAUACUGUUAAAUUGCAGAAAGAAUUUUUUAUUGGAAAAGAUGCAUUGGUAAACCAAAAAAAAUUUGGAGUCAAACGACGUUUGGUUUUAUUUCAUUUAAAUGACAUUGAUCCAGAAUCUGAUAUCUGGCCAUGGGGAGGAGAACCAUUAUAUCGAAAUGAUAAAUAUGUGGGAACGGUCACUUCUGCUGGGUACGGUUUCCAAACAGAUAAAUUGGUAUGUUUAGGAUACAUUUGCCGUGGCAAAGAAUACGACGGUGAAGAUAAAACAAUUUCAAAUGAGUAUAUAAUAUCAAAAGAUGCAGUUUAUGAAGUUGAUAUUGCUGGACAUCGUUUUAAAGCAACUCCACACAUUCAUCCACCGGCUUUAAACAAUGUUCCAGUACAAACGACAUAUAAACCGAAAGUUGUUCGGUAUAAAAGUGAUAUAGCUGCAUAAUUUUAAUACAUAGUUCAUAUUUUUAUUUGAAAACCUGUGAUUUUAGAACCUAAUUUUGUUUUUAAAUAAAUAAAUAGGAGGUGUAACCAAUCUUAUACGCGAACCCUUGUGGAAAUCAAUCUGUU